This is a messenger RNA of Trichomonas vaginalis G3, 1101 nucleotides long. RefSeq names its product glycine-rich protein family. The record is from RefSeq and is a predicted model, not a curated record. The transcript has a single exon. The coding region runs from base 1 to 1101 and encodes 366 amino acids. Lineage: Eukaryota; Parabasalia; Trichomonadida; Trichomonadidae.
AUGAUAAAGUCAUAUCUUCUUAAUUCAAGUGUAAAAGAUGCAAAACUUAACGUUAAACAUGAAAAUAAUAGUUACAUUUUUGAAUAUCCAUGUGUCAACUAUUAUGAAUGCACAGAUUACGUUCUUGAAAUGCAGCCUGGAAUCUAUAAGUUUGAACUUUAUGGUGCAUCAGGUGGCAGCGGCAGUGGGCAUGUUCCAUCAUAUCGAUUUACCAAUGGAAGCUGUAUUUCACAAGACAGAGUUAAGCGUGUGAAUGGAAAUACUGUCUGCAAACAAUUACCCAGUACUGGAGGUGCAGGUGCAUAUAUUUCUGGUUACUCAGUACUUUUUCAUCCAAUGAAAGCUUUUGCUACAAUUGGAGGAAUGGGAUAUUUUGAUCAAAGAAAUUCUAAUUAUUAUAAAUCUUUUAGUUUAUCUUGCAUGAAUCGAGGUGGUUAUGGUGGUGGUGGAAGUUCUCCUGGUUACGCAUCAGGAUCAGGAGUUGGCCAAACCGCUGUCAAAUUUGAGAAAAACGACCUUUUUCAUCGUGUAAUUGUUAGCGGUGGUGGAGGUGGUUUUGACAACGGUGAUGGCACAUUUCAACAGUCAGAUGAUGGCUCUGGAGGCGCAGGAGGUCUCGAAGCACAAGGAUUUUAUAUAUACGGUAUGUAUAUUGAAAAUUUAUCCGCAAAUUCUACUUUUGGAUUCAGUUUUGGGCAAGGCGAAUCAUCUCGCACAGAUGGUUCGAAGAAUCCAUAUGGAAUCAAAACACCACAUGGAUUCACAGACAGAGGAAGUGCAGGUGGUGGGUGGUAUGGUGGUUUUUGCAGUCAUCACAAUAAUGGCGGUGCUGGUGGAGGUUCUUCUUUGGUUCUGUCAGACAAUGCAAUUAUUCCGAAAGGAGAAUUGACUUUUUAUGACGAAAACUAUGAAGAAAUUGGUAAAGAUCGCUAUGCAUAUGAUACUUCAGCAUCAUUCAAGUUUUUCGAUGUUCAGCAUGAGUCAAGUGUAUGGGAAGGACACGGAAAACUAAUUAUAACAUACUAUCCUCUAACUAGUCAUUGUUUAGAUUAUAUCCAUUUUAAUUGUAAUGCUAUUAUGUAUGCUUGUAGUCUUUCUUAA